Messenger RNA from Amphibalanus amphitrite, 2111 nucleotides. Its product is annotated as E3 ubiquitin-protein ligase MARCHF9-like. Gene Ontology annotation, molecular function: zinc ion binding; ubiquitin-protein transferase activity. The record is from RefSeq and is a predicted model, not a curated record. The coding region runs from base 853 to 1512 and encodes 219 amino acids. Gene Ontology annotation, biological process: protein ubiquitination. Lineage: Eukaryota; Metazoa; Arthropoda; Thecostraca; Balanomorpha; Balanidae. The transcript is spliced from 6 exons.
UCGUUAAAUUGUGGCGAUGAGGCAAAUAAGCCGCGAAAUUCUGGGGAAGGGCAUUUUAGCGUCGCUGGGUUGGUAAGGGAAAGGGUGGGUAAUUACAUGGUUUUCGCUUAAUUAGCAUGUAUGUUAUUUCAAUAGAUAUAACUGUCGACUUUCGUUUUAGACAAAUUUCAUAUAUACACGUUUUUGACAUAAUAAUCAUAUUGCACCCUGGGGUUGAUGAGCCCAGAUUGUAGAAAUCUUCUGGCCAAUUUUAAUUCAAACGCUCUUGAAGAAAAAGGAAUUAUUUCGAAGAGCAUCGAUCCUCACUCAGUUUGCUCUACUUUUGAGGGGUCGUUUGUGUCUAACAGCGUGCAGCAUGAAUACGGAUUCCAACGGAGACAUAACCAUCGACGACUUCCCCGGAAAAUGGCCUGAUGGAAUUACACUUCAAAGUUCCCGCAGAGGAGUGAUGUCGCCCCGUUGACCGCCCAGUGACGGCUCGGCUGAUCGGCCUCGGAUCAGGUGCUGGAGUCAGAGCUGGCCGACCGUGCUGAGGACGGGCCGAGCGACGAGGGUGCCACGGACAGCCAGCAGACUCCGAGGACAGCCGGACAGGACAGGCAGGAGGGCGCGGACACGCAGAGACAGAGCGGCCGGCAGGGCAGCAAACGGACUCGGGAGGACGACAACGGGCGGGGUGGUAAACGAACCCGAGAGGAGGACAGCGGACAGGGCAGCCCCACCGGCAGCCGGCAGCUCAGCCAGCACAGCGGGAAGAGGAGCAGAGACGGCGACCCGCCACGGAGCAGAGACAGCGACCCGUCACGGAGCAGGGACAGCGACCCGUCACGGAGCAGAGGCCCGGAGCCAGCGAUGACCGUCCGGGUGGACCCCGCUCCCGCGGCGUCCUGUGACCCGACGGCAGACCAGGGGCGACCGGCGGGGGAGGCGCCCAGCCGCGGCGGCAGCGUCACCUGCAGCGAGUGGGGCGAGUUCUGCCGCAUCUGCCACGAGAGCGGCGAGAAGUUACCCCUGGUCACCGCCUGCCGCUGCACGGGCUCCAUGCAGCACGUCCACAACGAGUGUCUGAUUCGCUGGAUCCUGAGCUCGUUCAACACCCAUUGUGAGAUCUGCCUGCACAGAUAUCGGAUAGGCACCACAGGGAUGCGGAUGCCGCACCUCUGGAAGCUGCCGGUGACGGACGGCGUCGAGCGCUACCACAUGCUGCUCUGUGUGGUGGCGCUGGUCGUAUUGGCCGGCGUCAUCUCCUUCCUCAUCUAUGUCAGCACGGACGAGGGCCGCGAGGCGCGCACCUACCGCAACAGCCCGCUCGCGCCGGCGCUGUAUGCUGUGUACGCCGUGCUGGGACUGGUCUGUCUGGGCCUGGCCACCGCCGAGCUCCACUACACCGUCUGUCCGCUGAUCGAGCGGUUCCGGCUGACCAACAUGAACCUGCUGGUGGUGCCCUACGACCCGGAGCAGGGCAGUCUCGACUCGCUGGAUCGGAUCAGCGCCGAGUUCGUCACCGUGUGACCGAGGAGCCGCCGGUGGUGUCAUCUAUAAACCCGGUGUGGACAUGUCGACAGGACGGCGCGCGACAGGUAUGGGGCGGACGCUGCUGUCAGACCGGUGUCUAAAAGCUGGCGCUGACCGUCCAUUGGUAGCAAUAAGCCGGCGGAAGCAUGCCUCUGGCGCUGUCCUGACUAAAUGAGAGCCUCAUAUCGGCCACCAAAGACGACCGUCUUUACUGCCACCUCGCUUCCACAGUAGCGCAAGAAGAUACGCCGUUCUGUUCUACGGCGGCUCCCACUGUGGUCUACGUACCGAUGAAGCACCCGUGACUAGAGUGGGGCCUGCACGACUGACACCAUCACAUAACAUGGCAGCCGCCGGGCGGGUCGAAACGAGGUCAAACAUCCACCAAUACAAUCGGGAAAUUCACGCAAGUCGACAGAGAAGCGGAAACGGCUAACUUUUGUGAUACGUGGAAUGAGCAUUGACCAAUUAAGGGCUGUUCGUUUAUAGAGAUACGUGUGAAGGCGACUGUUUUUGUACACUAUACAUACAUGGUCGUAGCGCCUAUGAUUGGAACAAAAUGAAAAAAACAUCUAAAAAUAUAUCGGGGAUUUGGA